AUGUCUAUCCCAUUUUCAAAUACAAAUUAUCGCAUCCCACAAGGGUUUGCAAAUCUUCUAGAGGGGCUGACCAAGGAAGUUUUAAGACAUCAGCCUAAAGAUAUUCCACUCUUUGGUGCCAAGUACUUCACACAACUAUUGCAACAAAGACAAGAGACUGACUUUGACCCAGCGCAGUGGGGAGCUGCUUUGGAGGUUAGAUUCUACAACAAUGAUUUUCAGAAUGAAUCCUUCAGAAAACCACAAGAUGAAGCCAUUGACAUCCCUCUUGAUGAUCCUGAUGCUAAUGCUGCAGCUGCUAAAAUUCAGGCAGGCUUCCGUGGGCACAUGACAAGGAAGAAGAUGAAGAGUGGGGAGAAAGACCUGAAAAGCAAGGAUAGUAAAGAUGGCAGCAGCACAGGAGGAGAAAAUGAAGGUGAUUAA
Xenopus laevis (African clawed frog) is the source of this 423-nucleotide messenger RNA. RefSeq names its product sperm autoantigenic protein 17 S homeolog (gene spa17.S). Gene Ontology annotation, molecular function: calmodulin binding. Gene Ontology annotation, cellular component: membrane. Gene Ontology annotation, biological process: binding of sperm to zona pellucida. The transcript has 3 exons. The record is from RefSeq and is a predicted model, not a curated record. Bases 1 to 423 code for a protein of 140 amino acids. Lineage: Eukaryota; Metazoa; Chordata; Amphibia; Anura; Pipidae.